AUGAGCAACUUAAUCAUCUAUCUUUUUAUUUUAUUUUUUACAUUAGCAAUUAAUGUUAAUUGUAAAAUACCUAGAGAAUGUGAAUUAGCACCUGAAACAGGUCCAUGUCGUGGAAUGUUUCCAUCAUUUUAUUAUAAUCCAUCAACAAAACAAUGUGAAAGUUUUAUUUAUGGCGGUUGUCAAGGAAAUGCAAAUCGUUUUGAAACUAAAAAAGAUUGUCAUGCACAAUGUAGUGAAAAUAAUCAUGAAAAUGAAACAAUACAUCAAGAUGAAUAA
Molecule: messenger RNA, 276 nt
Organism: Rotaria sp. Silwood1
Lineage: Eukaryota; Metazoa; Rotifera; Eurotatoria; Philodinida; Philodinidae
Source: the annotation of a GenBank genome assembly